Molecule: messenger RNA, 896 nt
Organism: Ictalurus punctatus (channel catfish)
Lineage: Eukaryota; Metazoa; Chordata; Actinopteri; Siluriformes; Ictaluridae
Product: piwi-like protein 1
Exons: 6
Coding region: 481-813 (110 amino acids)
Source: RefSeq, a predicted model, not a curated record
GGGAAAAAAAAAAAAAUACCAAAACAAUACUACGAAAACAAAGGAAAAUAAGAGAUAUAAAAAAGAGAUAAAUAACUAUAUACUAGAUAUUCAGCCACAGUUCUUGUAUAUUUACUUACAACCACUGCAUAUAGACACGUGUAUAACCUAAUAGACCUAUAUAAGAUAUAACCCAGCACACCUAUACUAUAGCACUUGCAUUGGAAACAUACACUACCGUCAAACGUUUAGACUCAUUCAUCCUUUAACAUCAUGAGGGACCUUUCCACUCACACCAGACUGACCCCAGAACAGUGGGAGAACCGCCUCAACAGAUUCAUCAAGAACAUGAGCAGUGAAUCUAAGCUUUGAGAACGAGCUGCUGAAUCUGACUGGAAGAGUUCUUCCUGCUGAGAGGAUCCUACAGGGAGCGAGAGCAGUAAGUACGAGUACAACCCAUGUGACGCGGAUUGGUCUAAAGAGACGCGAGGUCUUCCUCUGAUGACCAGCAUGCCUCUGGAGAUCUGGCUGCUGUCCCAUACGCGCCGUAACGCUGAUGUCGCUCACUCACUACUGCAGACCCUCAACAAAGUGCCCGUGGGCAUCCACCUUCAGAGGCCGGGAAUGAUGGAGUACGAUGAUCGGCAGGAGGCUCUGCUGAGAGCUCUGCAGCAGAGAGCGGUGCAACAGGUUCAGAUGUUGAAGCACCUGAUGAUUUUGGUAUCGACUGCUACCACGACAGUGCCGCAGGAAAGAGAUCCAUCGGGGCACUGGUGGCCAGCCUCAACCCGGGCAUGUCCAGACGGCAGUGUGAAGUGGUGUACCACUAUGUGAGGAGGGAGAAGUAUGCUCUGAGGAUGAGGAGAUGGAGCAGGAUGACGUGGCCUCUCUCUGGAGCUCCUCCACGUUCUUCACGC